AUGCCUCUGAAACUCCCGAGUCUCUUGACCGGGACCCGGCCGGAUACCCAGGCUGGGUCUCCCGAGUCCCCUAACAGCCGUCAGGACAGCCAGGGAAGCAAAGAACAAGUGAUAGUCGCCGAAGUCCCAAUAACUGAAGAAAUUGUCAACGACAUCUUUGCCGGAAACGAAGCCGCCAAGGCCGCGAGCGACCAUGAACGGACAAUGACGAUGCGCUACACUAUUAAAUACUAUUACAUUGCUCUGUUUUGGGCUGCGAUGAUGGCCGCCCCUAUCAUCAUGGAGGGUUAUGAAACUGCACUGGUCCCCAGCUUCUUCUCCUUUGAGCCUUUCCAAGCGAUCUACGGCGAUUCCAUAGAAAAUGGCAAGCCCAUCGUUCGCCCUGUUUGGCAGUCGUCCAUCACUAUCGCCGCCGCUGUCGGUCAGCUCUUUGGACUCUGGCUGGCCCCCCGCGUUGUGAACCGCUUUGGAUACCGCCGCUGUACCCUUUGCGGCCUCACCUGGGCUGCCCUCUGUCUUGUCAUUGGCAUCGUGUCCACUUUCUCCGCCAAGCUUCAAAUUUACCUCGUCGGAGAACUCUUGCUUGGUGUUCCUUGGGGUCUCUUCCAAGGCAUUACCCUUCCAUACGUCUCGGAUAUCACCCCACUCAAGCUACGAGGACCAGCUUCCACAAUGAUCAACGUUUUCUGGCUCAUCGGUCAGCUCGUCUCCGCAACUAUCUUACGCAGCAUUUCUGAAAUUAAAAAUCAGGCCUGGCAGGUCAAGGCCCCCAUGUUGAUCCAAUACGCCUGGCUUUUUCCUCUAUUCGUCAUUGUGAUUCUCGCCCCGGAGAGUCCCUACUUCCUAAGUCGCCAGAGAAAGGACGAAGAGGCACGCAAUGUAUUGCGCCGCGUCAACCGCGACCCAAAAUUCGACGGACAUGGAUCUCUCGCUAUUAUCCACUGCGUCAAUGAACAUGAAAAGAAGACCACAGAGACCAUGGGAUUUCUUGACUGCUUUAAGGGUGUCAACAAGCGCCGUACUGAGAUCGCUGUCAUCAUCUACCUUACCCAGCAGCUAGUCGGCUCACCACUAGUCUUUUACUCGGUCAACGUUCUUCAAAAGGGUGGACUCCGCCAGAGCAGCGCACUCUGCGUUACCAUGGCCAUGUACGCGCUGUGCAUUGGGUCAACCCUAUCAUCCAUGGCCGCUAUGCGCUCGUGGGGUCGCCGCAAACUGUGGCUCGGUGGUCUUGCUGCCGAAGUCGGGUGCCUCGUUACCAUCGGCGUGCUCGGAUUCUUCCUCGAUUCGACAAAGGCCGUUGCUUGGUCGUCUGCUGCUGUCCUUGUUCUCUUCGCCGUUGUGUACAACUUUACCAUUGGGCCAGUUUGCUACACCAUUGUCGCUGAGACUCCGGCCACUCGCAUGAAGACUGCCACCAACUCGAUUGCUCGCGGCAUCUACAUUGUUUUCUCCAUCUGUAACCUGUUCCUCGUUCCUAAUCUCCUCGAGCCUAAGCCCCAGGGUUGGGGACUCGGAACCCGUGCUGCGCUUGUCUGGGCUGGAACCUCCUUUGCAUGCCUGUGCUGGGCCUACUUUCGACUCCCUGAGAUGAAGGAUCGCACCCCGGCCCAAAUUGACGUCAUGUUUGAGAGAGGGCUGCCGGCGCGAUCUUGGUCAAAGGCUAAGCUCUAG
Cordyceps fumosorosea ARSEF 2679 is the source of this 1674-nucleotide messenger RNA. Its product is annotated as trehalose transport-related protein. Gene Ontology annotation, molecular function: carbohydrate:proton symporter activity. NCBI's taxonomy places the organism in Eukaryota, Fungi, Ascomycota, Sordariomycetes, Hypocreales, Cordycipitaceae. Gene Ontology annotation, biological process: carbohydrate transport; transmembrane transport. The coding region runs from base 1 to 1674 and encodes 557 amino acids. Gene Ontology annotation, cellular component: membrane. The record is from RefSeq and is a predicted model, not a curated record. The transcript has a single exon.